AUGUUCAGAACAAAGUCCCAAAAGAUCAAGCAAAAACAGAAGCAGAAGGAUAAGGAGAGACAGUCCUCCGUCUCAUCUGGAGUGGGCUACUCUGGAACAAAGAAUUCAUCCUCUUCAACCCUACCGGUUCAGACCCCAACUGGCCUGAAGGGUGCUAUGGAUUCAGCACCAUCGCUAGUGACCCCAGAGUCAAAGCCAGAAGCUCCUGUUCUAUCUGAACCUGAGCCUGAUAAACAUGUUUCACCGGAGCAAACUGCUUCGGCUGCAGCUCCGACUCCGCCUUCGACUCCUCCGCUUUCUCGAUCAGCUCAUAUUGCUCUCUCUGAGCCAAGUAUGCCUGUUCGUUCAGAGCCGACUGCUUCUGCUCCUGUUCCUGCUGCUUCUGCUCUUGCUUCGGAGGACAAGCAAGCUCCUGCUGCUUCCGAGCCUCCUCCCACGAAAACUAAGCCAAAAUAUACCGCUUUCGUUGAACCCGAGCCCGAACCCGCUGCUAACAAUCCCUCUCCACCACCUAGCGUUCCCACGGAGUCUCGCCCCCUCGGCGGCCGCCGCGGCAAGUCUGAUGACGAUGCGAACGGCACCACAAAGGGUGGCGAAUUGGUUGCUGGUAAAACUGGGGGCAUCUCCGACGCCGGCCUGCAGAUCCCCGGAAAGAUGCUCAACGAGGAAGAGAAGAGCGCUCUGAAGAUCAAAAUUCACCUCAACCUUCACGCUAAGGUUCGUCUUGACCUUGAUGCUCAGAUCUACGGUGAUGUGGUGAUUGGUCUGCUGUAA
Molecule: messenger RNA, 774 nt
Organism: Penicillium pulvis
Lineage: Eukaryota; Fungi; Ascomycota; Eurotiomycetes; Eurotiales; Aspergillaceae
Exons: 1
Coding region: 1-774 (257 amino acids)
Source: RefSeq, a predicted model, not a curated record